Molecule: messenger RNA, 102 nt
Organism: Arabidopsis thaliana (thale cress)
Lineage: Eukaryota; Viridiplantae; Streptophyta; Magnoliopsida; Brassicales; Brassicaceae
Product: Gag-Pol polyprotein/retrotransposon
Exons: 1
Coding region: 1-102 (33 amino acids)
Source: RefSeq, marked reviewed
AUGGAAGUAGAAGACAAAAAAGAAAUCUUUGCAAAAAGGAAUAAGCCAGCAAAACCGGCGGUCACUUUCCCUACUAAGAAAUUCGAGCCCAGGGAAAACUAA